AUGCCAAUGACCCUCCUAGAGCUGGAUCCUUCGACUACACUGCACUUCUGUAAAACGCCGACAAACACGUCGCCGAAUAGGAAGCUGCGGCUUACAAACAAGACCAGCGGACCUGUCGCUUUCAAGGUGAAGACGACAGCUCCAAAGUCGUAUCUGGUUCGACCUAGUGCAGCAACCCUCAGUCCUCACGGCAGCGAGGAGGUCACCAUAAUCCUCCAGCCGCCAGGAGAGGGCCAGAAUCAUCGCUUUCUGGUUCAGGCAGUUGCAGUGAGUUCGUCGCAGCAAGUGAGUCGAGAGCAGUGGAGUGAGUUCAAGAAGGACCAGAUCGAGGAACAGCGUCUCAACGUUGUCCUCGAGGAGUCUGAAACAGAACCAGCAGCGCCCCAUCAAGAUAACUAUGGGUUUGGGUGUGGUCCUGUGGAUGCCUCCAGAGCGACAGGCGGUGAGGCUCCAGUCGAUUUGCAAGUAAAGUAUGAUGAGCUGGUGCAGUACACUCUCAUGCUAGAAAAGCAGAAGAAAAAGCUAGAGGCCGAGAUAGAAGAUCUGAAGUCCUCAAAGAGUUUAUCCUCUGGUGAGAGUGGUGGGUACAAUGCGUUCCACAUCGUUCUGGUGGCGCUGAUUGCUUUCAUGCUGUCCUACGCUGUGAAAUUUCUGGGCUGA
Symbiodinium sp. CCMP2456 is the source of this 660-nucleotide messenger RNA. The record is from the annotation of a GenBank genome assembly. Lineage: Eukaryota; Dinophyceae; Suessiales; Symbiodiniaceae.